This is a messenger RNA of Nyctereutes procyonoides (raccoon dog), 2088 nucleotides long. RefSeq names its product PDZ and LIM domain 3 (gene PDLIM3). Lineage: Eukaryota; Metazoa; Chordata; Mammalia; Carnivora; Canidae. The transcript has 8 exons. The record is from RefSeq and is a predicted model, not a curated record. Gene Ontology annotation, biological process: actin cytoskeleton organization; muscle structure development; heart development. Gene Ontology annotation, cellular component: stress fiber; adherens junction; filamentous actin. The coding region runs from base 130 to 1227 and encodes 365 amino acids. Gene Ontology annotation, molecular function: muscle alpha-actinin binding; actin binding.
GGCGAGGGCACUUUCUGGGGAGCCGAGCGGCCGCCCGGCUCGGGGACCCUGGGCGCGGGCAGGGCCGCCCCUCGCUGCGCCCCGCUCGGGGAGCCCCAGGCGCUCGCUCCGGGCCGCGCCAAGAGCACCAUGCCGCAGAACGUGGUCCUCCCGGGCCCCGCGCCCUGGGGCUUCAGGCUCUCGGGGGGCAUAGACUUCAACCAGCCUUUGGUCAUCACCAGGAUUACUCCAGGAAGCAAGGCAGCAGCUGCCAACCUGUGUCCUGGAGAUGUCAUCCUGGCUAUUGAUGGCUUUGGUACAGAGUCCAUGACUCAUGCUGAUGCACAGGACAGGAUUAAAGCAGCAGCACACCAGCUGUGUCUCAAAAUUGACAGGGGAGAAACUCGCCUAUGGUCUCCGCAGGUAUCUGAAGAUGGAAAGGCUCAUCCUUUCAAAAUCAACUUAGAAUCAGAACCACAGGAUGUGAACUACUUUGAACACAAGCACAAUGUUCGGCCCAAACCUUUCAUAAUCCCUAGCCGAAGCAGUGGAUGCAGUACUCCGUCCGGUAUUGACGGUGGCAGUGGACGUAGCACCCCUUCUUCUGUCAGUACUCUUAGUACAAUUUGCCCAGGUGACUUGAAAGUUGCUGCUAAGAUGGCCCCUAACAUUCCUUUGGAAAUGGAACUUCCUGGUGUGAAGAUUGUACAUGCUCAGUUUAAUACACCUAUGCAGUUGUACUCAGAUGACAAUAUAAUGGAAACACUUCAGGGUCAGGUUUCAACAGCGCUAGGGGAAGCACCCUCAAUGAGUGAACCCACAACCACCUCGGUGCCCCCCCAGUCGGAUGUGUACCGGAUGCUCCAUGACAAUCGGAAUGAACCUACUCAGCCUCGCCAGUCGGGCUCUUUCAGAGUGCUCCAGGAAUUAGUGAAUGAUGGGCCUGAUGAUCGUCCUGCUGGAACACGGAGUGUGAGAGCUCCAGUUACAAAAGUCCAUGGUGGUGCUGGCAGCACACAGAAGAUGCCACUCUGCGACAAAUGUGGGAGUGGCAUUGUUGGUGCUGUUGUGAAGGCGCGGGAUAAGUACCGGCAUCCGGAGUGCUUCGUGUGUGCUGAUUGCAACCUCAACCUCAAACAAAAGGGCUACUUCUUCGUGGAGGGGGAGCUGUACUGCGAAACUCAUGCAAGAGCUCGCACGAGGCCCCCAGAGGGCUACGACACAGUUACUCUUUAUCCCAAAGCUUAAUUAAGCCUUACACACCCCUGAGCACGCGCACACUCACAUGCACGUACACAGGAACACAUCGAUGGCUUUGGGCAGACGUAGAGCAAUCUGUUGACUCCAAAUCUAAAACCAAGGCUUUUAGACAUUUAUCUUAUUGUUACUGAAGAAAAGGAGUGCGAGACAAAUGCCUGCUAUAAAUGUAUGUGGAAACAUUCAUUUAGCUAUGUUUUUUUCAUAGCUCUUUUUCUCUCUGGGGCUAGCAAUAACUUAAUAACAUUUAAAGCAAUAUUUUUUUUGUAUGUCAUACUCCACCAUUUAUAUUUAUGCUAUGACAUCGAGAUAUUUGGGGGAGUCUCAUGAUCUUUCCUUAACAAGCUGAUUUUGCGAAUGUAGUAAAUACCAAAUGACAAUCUUGUAUUCUAACACAACCUGCAAUUGUCUCUUACCUGUUUUAACUACUAUACUGCAUGUCAGAAAGAAAUUCCCUAGAUUGCUCUAGUUUCAUAUUCAAAUAAUUAUACCACCAGAUGCAACAUACAUAAUAAACACAUAAAAUAUUUUUAAAAUACCUAAUGAAGUGGCACUCGAUGAAUUCAAAGAAAAUCAACAUUCCAACAAGAGGGCCCAACCAUAUCUCGACAUGUACAUUAACAACUUAGGUAUUUUAAGAAAAAAUGUGGCUUCUUUAGUUUUUAUAAUUCCUUCACUCUUUCUUUUGAGCCCACAAUUUCUGCUAAUAGGAGGGACACUUAAAUUUGCUAAUUAAAGAUAAUUCAGUCCCUUUCCCAUAAAAACAGUUUCUUGUGCUUUGAAAUAGUCUCUUGCAUUUUAUAAAUGUUUCUUUCAGACGAAAUAUUCAAUCAAUACAAGGCUCAGACCUCG